UACCUUGUACUCACUCAAACCAUGGCAAAUUUUUGUUGCAUGAAUCUGAUAGUUCUGAUUCAAGUCAACCAUUUCCAAUUUUCCAUACACAAUAAAGGAACAAAACAGGUGUGGGGUCACGAUGAUUAAAGCAAUUCUUGUAUUCAACAACCACGGAAAACCAAGGCUUAGCAAGUUUUACCAAUAUUUUAAUGAAGAACUACAACAGCAGAUAAUCAAAGAAACUUUCCAACUAGUUUCUAAGAGAGAUGACAAUGUCUGCAACUUUUUGGAAGGGGGAAGUCUGAUUGGGGGAUCCGACUACAAAUUGAUAUACCGACACUAUGCCACACUGUACUUUGUUUUCUGUGUGGACUCGUCUGAGAGUGAAUUAGGCAUCUUGGACCUUAUUCAGGUGUUUGUGGAGAGCUUGGACAAGUGUUUUGAGAAUGUCUGUGAGCUGGACUUGAUAUUCCACGUGGACAAAGUUCACUUCAUCCUCAACGAGCUGGUGAUGGGAGGCAUGGUUGUUGAGACCAACAUGACGGAGAUCAUCACCAGAAUAGAGGACCAAAAUAAGCUCGAGAAGCAGGAAGCCGGACUGGCAGCCGCCCCUGCCCGCGCUGUGUCUGCCGUCAAGAACAUGAACCUCCCGCAGCAAAUCAAGGACAUCAAACUUCCGGACCUGCCCACAGCCAUCAACAACCUGAAAUUCUGAGAGAAAAACACCUCAGUUACUCCUCGUAUUAUUUCGGUGUCUUGAUUGAGUACUGAUAAUUACUUAGUAAAAUUAAUUGGAAGCCGUCGUGUUGGCUAUAUUGAUGUCUAGCCUACUGUCUCAUUUUAAUAGGUACCGUAUCUUUAUAGAAAAUGUUUUUCUGUUUGCAAUUGAAAUAAAUUUGGCCAACAAGUUUACUGCCAUUGUAAUAAUGUUGAGAAUAUAUUAGAAUUUAUUUGGCUAAUGACGUAACUAUACGGUAGGUAUAUCUAGAUCUGAUGCAGAGUGAAGCAACUUGUCACGUGGAUUCUGCACCGUGUUGAGAUAACAGUGCUAAUUAUGUAUUCAUUGAACAUUCCAAUAUUGCUAUAGCCUGGUAAUGUUAAACUCAAGCAUUAAAACAAGCGAAUAGACAUCACCUAUGAAUUAAGUAAGUUCCUAUCCAAACAAAACUUGUAGGAGAACUUGUCUGCUAAUUCUGUUAAAAUGAAUUUCUGCUUCAGAAAAUACUGAUAUCACAGGCGUGGCAUGUUCUCUGUUCGAACUGAAGAAUCGCAGCAGUUCUCUAAAAAUCAUAAUUUUAUUCUGCAGCAUUUUCUUCCAUCUUAGUUAACAAUUCAUAUUCUUUAUCCUAACGAUUCUAAAUGACGUGCUGCUGCUGGCACUCAAACAGUUUCGUAUUUGCUUGAUCUGGUUUCUUCUCAGCGACCAAAUGCCGUCAUACUUGCCUGUGACGUCACGUACUUGCCUGUCUGUCAUGCUACUGCCUGUGUGACAUGUUAGUGAUGAUUAAUUACGACUAUAUAAAUUCAUGCAGGUAUGUGUAAGUUUAGUUGAUCUAAUCCCAACAUUAUGUCAGGAAUUCUGAUGCCAAGUUUCUAUUUAUUAUAUUCUUAUUUUUCAACAUCGUCCAUUCUAAUGAUAUGAAAGACCGGGUACUUAUCACGUCACGCUGAUAUUUGUGAUGGAUAUUUAAAGAUAAAUCUUCUUUCUGGUAGAUUCCCAGUUUUGUUUGAUAUUUUUAUUUAACCUGUUAUGUUAGAUAGAAACUUCUUAGUCAAUUAAACAACUUCAUUGAUUAGAAUGGGUUAAGUUUUCGUUUUAUAUGGAAGUUAUUUAAUAAUGCUGUAUAAAUCAAGUGUACGGUACUGAACGUUCGAGGGCAUCAACGAUUACCUUUCUCUCCUACCCAAACUUCGACGAAUGAAGCAAUAUCAGUUCUGCCUUUAGAAAAAGUUUCCUUAAAUAUACAAGCACAGAUGGCCUCUGUUGCUCGGAAUUCAAGUGGGAUUUUGCAUUCGUCGUGCCAGUGUUUACCUUUUCAUGUAGGUAAGGGGUCAAUUUUUCAUCUUUAUACUAUCAUUUUGUAUCACCUCUUUUAUGAGCAUUUGUCUUUCUUUCAAUUGCUGUUCACCUGUCCUUAUACGUAAUUUAUUUGAUAAUUAUUUCGAUUAUUAUUAUUAUUUUAAACAUU
Hyalella azteca is the source of this 2171-nucleotide messenger RNA. It is a transcript of the gene or, whose product is annotated as AP-3 complex subunit sigma-2. The record is from RefSeq and is a predicted model, not a curated record. Gene Ontology annotation, biological process: intracellular protein transport; Golgi to vacuole transport. The coding region runs from base 122 to 697 and encodes 191 amino acids. Gene Ontology annotation, cellular component: intracellular membrane-bounded organelle; AP-3 adaptor complex; membrane coat. NCBI's taxonomy places the organism in Eukaryota, Metazoa, Arthropoda, Malacostraca, Amphipoda, Hyalellidae. The transcript is spliced from 5 exons.